GCGAGCGAGGCUGAGGCGGGGACGGUGGCCGGGGCAGCGGGAGCCGCAAUCGGGGAGCAGCAGCGGGGUUGGCGGCCGCGGGCGGCAGCGCAGGGCGGGCCGAGCUGGGCAAAGGAGCGGACCGCUGCGCCACGGGUGGCAUUGUGUGUCCCAGUGUGCAAGAAUAGCCCCAGAAUCGGAAAGGCUGAACCCAGAGCUCUUCAGCAGGGAAGAUUCCCUUCCCCCCCCUGCUUCAGGCUGCUGAGCACUGAGCGGCGCUCAGAAUGGAAGCCAUCGCCAAAUAUGACUUCAAAGCUACUGCUGACGAUGAGCUGAGCUUCAAAAGGGGGGACAUCCUUAAGGUUUUGAAUGAAGAAUGUGAUCAGAACUGGUAUAAGGCAGAGCUCAAUGGGAAGGAUGGCUUCAUCCCCAAGAACUACAUAGAAAUGAAACCACAUCCGUGGUUUUUUGGCAAAAUCCCCAGAGCCAAGGCAGAAGAAAUGCUUAGCAAACAGCGGCAUGAUGGGGCCUUCCUAAUCCGAGAGAGUGAGAGUGCCCCUGGGGACUUCUCCCUGUCUGUCAAGUUUGGAAAUGAUGUCCAGCACUUCAAGGUGCUCCGAGACGGAGCUGGGAAGUAUUUCCUGUGGGUGGUGAAGUUUAAUUCUUUGAAUGAGCUGGUAGAUUACCACAGAUCGACAUCCGUGUCCAGGAACCAGCAGAUAUUCUUACGGGAUAUAGAGCAGGUGCCACAGCAGCCAACGUACGUCCAGGCACUGUUUGACUUUGACCCCCAGGAGGAUGGUGAGCUGGGAUUUCGCAGAGGAGACUUCAUCCAUGUCAUAGAUAACUCGGAUCCCAAUUGGUGGAAGGGGGCUUGCCACGGGCAGACCGGCAUGUUUCCCCGCAAUUACGUCACCCCAGUGAACCGGAGUGUCUAAGAAGCAAAAGAGAUUAUUUAAAGAAGUGAAAAGUUGAGACCAUUCACAAGAAUUACACCCACAUGCUGCCUGUCACAGCCUGUGAGGGAAUGCAGAACACCUGGCUGGGUCCUGCUGAGACCCUCUCACUUAGGUUGAAACUUCGGGGGGUGGGAAGGGGUGUUUGAUUUCAUAAUGCCAAAACUUAACCUAUUGAAUUGAACUACAGUUUUUAUUACAGAAUCUCACCGCUGCUCUGUUUCCCUCCUGUCCUUCUCAUCCUUCCUUUCCUGCCCUUGAGUGCAUGACGUUUAAGGCCACACAUAUAGUCCCAGCUGAUGCCAAUAAUAAAAGAAAAGAAACCAAGUGGGCUGGUAUUUUCUCUAUGCAAAAUGUCUGUGGAGAUGGAUGGACUAAAGAGCUGUAUUUUUCACAUACAAGGGGCGGCCAGGGCACCUGGGGCCCUUGGAUGGGCAUCUGCUUCCAGCCCCAAGCCUGGAGCACUCCAUCAAAGUUGGACUUCAUAGGGAAGGAGGCACGAUGCCCACCUGUGGUUCCUGAGUCACACUGCAGACCUGCGCCGCCUCCCACUGUCUCCCUUCAGGUGUCACUAAGAUGUUGUUUUUCAUAGUGCCUUUUUUCUUAUUUCAAGGGUGUUUAUGAGUGGUGGUUUUCCUUUUUUAAAUAAGUUAAAGACAGUCCAGAGCUUUUCAGCUGAGUAGUCUCCUAUCCUGUGUAAAUACUUUCCUCUCAGGGCAGGGGAAACAGGAUAGAGAAAGGAGCCCGUAGAAGCAGGGAGUGUGGUAUUCCCCAUCUGGAUGGGCCAGAGCUCUUGGCAGACUCAGCUCCCUGGCUCCAAUCUCAGUUGUGGUCUGCCCUCUCUAUGCCUGGAGCCCAAGUGUCAGACCUAAAAGACGAGGAGCAGGAGGCACCCAGACUGCCCUCCUUCGGCCAUCACAGGCCUAGCCUUGGGUGGGAGUUGAGAAUAUGGCGCUUUAUUUUUCUUGCUCUUAGAAUUAGAUCCUCACUCCAAUUGUGUAUUUUCCAACCCGCCCAAGAGUGCAAAUAGCAGGGUUGUGGGUUGGUUGUGUUUCCAGCUGUCCUGCUGCCCCAUCCCCAGAAGCCUUGUGAGGUGGGAAAGACAAGACCCAUGCAAAGCUCUUCUGUCUCCGUGAGCCUUCAGUCCUCUGUAGUCACGUGCCUGUACACCAGUCUCUUCGCCCAGACUCCUCUCCACCCAGCCACCUCCCCACAGCAGACACAAGGCCACUCCUAGACUCUCCCUUGGAGUUGGUGGUGGCCUUGGGCUGAUGGGCUCUUCAGGGUGGGUCUCCCCUGGACUCCAUUUUGUGAGAUGGACCCAGCCCUGAGGCAGCCUUCCAGAUGGAUCGUGUUCCUGCCCCUCCUGGUUCUGCUGCUUCUUUCCUUGCUGAUGAUAAAAAUAAUCUCUGGAGUUAGACCUGGGCCAUUUGAUUGUUUUAUUUUGGAAUUGGUGUAUAUCAUGAAGCCUUGCUGAACUAAGUUUUUUGUGUAUAUAUUUAAAGAUCAGUGUUUAAAUAAAAAGACCUAUGUACUUAUCCUUUAACUUCUGCGGAUAGCAUUUGGUAGGUAGUGAUUAACUGUGAAUAAACAUACAAUGAAUUCUU
Messenger RNA from Peromyscus eremicus (cactus mouse), 2542 nucleotides. RefSeq names its product growth factor receptor bound protein 2 (gene Grb2). Bases 264 to 917 code for a protein of 217 amino acids. NCBI's taxonomy places the organism in Eukaryota, Metazoa, Chordata, Mammalia, Rodentia, Cricetidae. Gene Ontology annotation, molecular function: protein binding. The transcript has 6 exons. The record is from RefSeq and is a predicted model, not a curated record.